Molecule: messenger RNA, 1390 nt
Organism: Gallus gallus (chicken)
Lineage: Eukaryota; Metazoa; Chordata; Aves; Galliformes; Phasianidae
Gene: C18orf32
Product: C18orf32 homolog
Exons: 3
Coding region: 374-673 (99 amino acids)
Biological process (GO): positive regulation of canonical NF-kappaB signal transduction
Source: RefSeq, a predicted model, not a curated record
GAGGGCGGACUGCUUCCGGUGCGGCUGCAGCAGGGUGGCUGAGGUAAGCGCUGUGUUCCUUCGGGUUUUGCUGCCGGCCCGGUUCAGGUGGAGGUCCCUGCCGCUGCUCUUCCGCGUACCCCUCCAGCCGGGUGAAAUCCGUGCCGGAGGUGGGAGCUGUUUGUUUCAGCGCCCAUUGGAGCCGAGCUUCGCUCGUUCUGGGGCUCUCCGGCUGUUGUGUUUGUGCCCCGAGGGAAAACGCAGGCGGCGGCGGCUCAGCGAUUUAACGGAACCGGGCAGAUUGUAGGAGCUUCCCGGCCUGAGGGCCGGUAGCGACACAGCGCAGGGCAGCGUUGCACGAGCGAGCAGCUUUGCCACAGAAAAAGAGGAAGCCAUGGUGUGCAUCCCUUGUAUUGUCAUUCCGGUUCUUCUUUGGGUCUACAAGAAAUUCCUUGAGCCCUACAUCUAUCCCGUUAUUGCUCCUUUCAUUAAGCGUGUGUGGUCCAAGAGAGCUGUGCAAGAAACAGCCACCAAACAAGGCCAAGGAGGCAGUGCUGGAAAUCCACAGGCACCUUCAGCCGUGCAGAGAGAUAAGGGGGAUGAAUCUGGAACUUACAAGUUUGAGAGCAAUGGGGUUGCAAAUGGAAUUGCUGCGAAGGGAUCAACAGAAGUGUCUGACAAGAAAGCAGAUUAGAGGAAUUCAUUCCUACGGAUUUCAUUCCCCUGUGUCCAACAUGAACUGGUGAUUGCUAUUUCUCACACUGAGACUUUGUUCUUUGCACAUUUCAGCUGAAUAAAACCCCUUACCACUCACAGGAGAGGAUCUCUUUUGCCACUAAAAUGGCAGCUAGCAAAUUUCUUAUAUGAAAUGUUUGAAAACUGCGUUAAGUUAUUCUUUGUUUUCCUCGCUGGAGCCACUUUGCAUCUAUAAUCUAUUUGACAUGAUUAGAGAUUAGAUUAAAUAGUUUGUGGAUAAGUCUAGCUAAAUGUGUUGCUUCUUAGUUUUGCUCGCUGUGAGUGCAGUACUUCAGGCUUCCACUUGAAAACUGUAACCUUGGCCUAGUUAAAGAACUAUUGUGGCAAUAUAAAUAUUAUAGUCAAAAUCAUGAAGAGUAGAGCCUGCCAUGUGAAAUUUGUGGAUGAGCUAAAGGAGUUAUGCUGUGUGCAAAAUUUACUUAGCUUACUAGAAAUAGAAGGUCUCGAUUUGAUAUUUUCACUCAUUUUUCUUUAACGUUCCCCCUUUCUUUCCUAAAAAGAAUCAACAAAGACAUGAUGCAAGAGAAUUGCUGCUUUAUAUUCUGUUGCAGUGGUUUCAAAUGAUACAUGUCUAUCUUCAAGAAAAAAAGACUAAAAUAUCUUUCAACAUGCUUGUGUAAUUUGAAUUAUAAUAAAGCAGGACUUUAUUUAACAA